AUGAACCUAUUUGGGCGCAAGACAUCGUCAUCAGCUGCGCGUACGGGUCCCGUGGCAACAGCUGAUACAAUCCGUAAAUUACGUGAACAGCUUGAGUCACUAGAGAAACGUGAACUUCAUAUUGUAAAGAAAAUUGCACUUCAAUUACAAGAAGCGAAACAGAAAAGUGCUGCGAAAGAUAAACGUGGGGCGAUUUUUGCACUAAAACGUAAGAAAAUGUUUGAGGCUGAAGUAGAAAAGUUACAGGGUGCACGUAUGACGUUAGAGACACAAGUGAUGACACUUGAGAGUGCACAUGUUAAUAUGGAAACGUUUACAGCAUUACGCUCGGGUGCGGAACAGAUGAAAGCCAUUCAUGGACAAAUGAAUGUGGAUAAAGUCGAUAACAUUAUGGACGAUAUUCAGGAAGAAAUGGCUACAGCAGAUGAAAUCGGACGUGCUAUUUCCCAGCCACUUGGGUCGCAGCUUUAUGAUGAUGAUGAGCUUGAGGAUGAACUACGAGAAAUGGAAGAGCUGGAACUGGAAGAGAAGACACUGGAGCCGAUAGCAGUAAAACCAGCAGAUGCGACAGCAGCAGCAGCCAGAACUCCGUCUCUUCCAGCUGCUAUCCCAACUGCUCCAUCGACGCUUCCUGCAUCGAUGGCUCAGUACAACUUGCCAGAUGUGCCGACCCAUACCGUCGAGUCUAACAUUAAUGUGGUAGGCAGCGCGGAAGAAGACGAGUUGGAGGCGCUGAGGAAGCUUGAAGCAUCCAUGGCGCUGUAG
Molecule: messenger RNA, 765 nt
Organism: Peronospora belbahrii
Lineage: Eukaryota; Oomycota; Peronosporomycetes; Peronosporales; Peronosporaceae
Source: the annotation of a GenBank genome assembly